This is a messenger RNA of Monosiga brevicollis MX1, 2055 nucleotides long. RefSeq lists its product as uncharacterized. Bases 1 to 2055 code for a protein of 684 amino acids. NCBI's taxonomy places the organism in Eukaryota, Choanoflagellata, Craspedida, Salpingoecidae. The transcript is spliced from 9 exons. The record is from RefSeq and is a predicted model, not a curated record.
AUGUCCUCGAUUUUGAGCAUCUCUGUGGCCAAUCGCUUCACGCCGUCCUCGCCGUGUUUUCGGGUCGCUGGCCCUGGCAUCGGUGACCGCUACCCCGCCUGUGGCAGUGUGCAUUCUUUACUCAGCUGUUACAAGGUGCACGGCCAGACCAAUAGUGCUUCUGGCUCAUGCAUUAUCUCGUCGCCCUCAGCCGGUGCUCCCUCGCACAUCCCCUCGUUUGGAAUCAAAAACCGUGCCUCUGUGCACCAAGGCGUGCAGAGCAUCCUGCUGACCAAGCAACAGCGCCUCGUCGUGCAUUCCGUGCUUGGCACCACAGCCCCACUCUGCGCGUCACGGUCACCGUCGCGUAGCUCGCUUGACUCUUAUAGCGGAGGGCGGCGAACUGCGCGCGCCGCGCGCCCCGGUGUAGAUAGUCACAACGAUGUAUCCAAUGGUACCGACGGCGAGGUUCACAAGAGUGAGAAGCACGAUCACAGCCAUGAUGGGCACGUCAUACCUCGCGAUACCCCGCUUGAUCACUCCAAAUUCUCCCUCAACCUCGACAAGACCUGCCCGUUGCGUGAGCAUCGCAAAGAGAUGGACAAGGUCAAUAUAUCGGUCCUCAUUGCCGCCGCUCUCAAGUCAGCUCCCGAGGAGACUCUUUCGCUUGCAGAAAUCUAUGAGUUUGUCUACGUACACCGAAAUUUGAUGGACGAAGUAACCAACGGCGAUACAGAGCGAUUGAUUCGCAAGGCGCUGCGCCAAGGUGCCUUUGUCCUUUUCAAGGACAACCGAUCAAGCCUGGCUGCCCUUUGGACGCUUAACGAACGCGCUUUGAACGACAGUCAACUAGCCGCCCUCAAAAUCAUUGAAGCCUGCUCUGACUACUCGGAAUACUGGACCCGCGCACGCACUUCCCGAUCAGCCACCGCUGCCAUUGAUCGGCUGCGCCAGCAGGAACAGUCCAUCUUGAAAACCUCACGGCCGGUUGGCGUCGAGGCAUUACGUGUGAGCCACAAUCAUGAUGGCCAGGACUUGUUUGAGCGUUGUCGCUCUGAGAUGCCCGACGUGGCCAUCAUGGCUCAAUCCAGCCUGACUGUUAAGCCAACAGGCUACAUUCAUGUCUUUCAAAUGAACCCUGAACAACAACGGGCCCUUGAAGAUGCUGUGCUCCGCGCCCGACGCAUCCGCGCCGGCCUCAUCGCAAGUGGGUGGCACGACCAACCUACCGGCAUCAAUGAUGGCCCCCAUGCUGCCUGCCGCCUGGGGCAUGCAACCCUGGCCACUAAUGAUGCCUAUGAUGGCCCCCAUGCCAACGGGAGUGUUUCCAGUUCACAUGAUCAAUCACGACCACCGUCCAUGCCGAUGGCCUCUGCCCGGGCCUCGCGCAAGGCAUCGUCUGAUGACCACGCCAAUUUGCAAGCGUCGCGGAGCGUCUUCACCAAGCCCACUCAAGUGCGGCCACACAACAGCUCGCCCCCGCGACAACCCCGAGCUCCCUCAGACGGAAUGAAAUCCAACUCGCCCGUCACCUCGCUACGAGUUGAACCCUCGGAAAUUCAUAGUCCACCUUCAGAGAGCACGCAGUCGGAGCCCCACACCGACAACGAGCCCAACGAGGUGCCCGAGCCCGAUGAACCCGUGAUUGCACCGUCCACCAACCCAUCUCCCUCCCAGAUGGUCACGAAUGAUGAUACCUCCCGCUCCAAGGACCGCACCACGUUGUCCAAGGCCAUGUCGAGCGACGUUGACGAAGCUGGCGAAGAUGCCGAUGAGGAAGAGGAAGAUGACGACGAUGACAUUGACGACGAUGACGAUGUCGAUGACGAUGAUGAUGCGGAUGAGGAGGACGACGACGAUGAAGGCCCGCUGCGCGAAGGCCAAAGUGCUCGCCGCUCCAUGUCGCUGACGGACGUUGGAACUUCAGACGAAGAACCAACUAGCAUCGGAACCUCACAACGAGCCACUGUCGGCAGCGGUUCGGGCACUAGUCCCAUCACUAGCGGCGAAGAGGAUGAUGAUGGCGCUCGGGCCCUCAUUUCGCUUUCUAAGCAUGCCAACCCAGCCAUUCUCUGA